Molecule: messenger RNA, 1368 nt
Organism: Microsporum canis CBS 113480
Lineage: Eukaryota; Fungi; Ascomycota; Eurotiomycetes; Onygenales; Arthrodermataceae
Product: RING-14 protein
Exons: 4
Coding region: 1-1368 (455 amino acids)
Molecular function (GO): metal ion binding
Source: RefSeq, a predicted model, not a curated record
AUGAAGUUCGGCCACAGUUACGUGAGCACCCUCGAGAACGAGGGCUUCCCUUCGCAGUGGGUUCGGUCAGCCAUCUCGUACCGCCAGUUGAAGAAGUGCAUCAAGCGGGUGCAGAGCGAGCUGCUCUCUCUGGGACUCAGUCCGGACGUUCUCAACCGCUUCUGGCUCGAAGAGGACGGCGGUCUGGCUGACGGUGAUGGAGAGGGCGCGCUGGCCCGUGUGGGUUUUGCAUAUUCUCUCAGGGAAUGUAAAUCUUCCUCCUCCCUACGUCCCGUUCUGACGUUCGCCAUGGGCCCGGACGACAAGCCACCCAGUGAGCUACUUACCUAUCGAGCCAUCAUGCACACAGACACCAGCAGCGAGCAUCCCUGCACCAGUAGCUGCGCCAGCUCCUGCACCACGAAAACCGACGCUGAAGCGAGCUACCAGUCCAUCCAGAUCCCCCUCUCCUCCGACUCUGAGUUCUUCCGUCUGCUCAGGGCAGGCCUCUCCAACCUCGAAGACCUGCAGGCGCACGAGAAGAAGGACCUCGACAGCCAGGUCUCCCUGCUCAGAGAAAACAUCGUCCAGGUCACGAGCCCGACGUCCAAAAAGGCCGAUCAGGCCACCAUCUACGCCUGGCGCGAGGUCUUCCGCAUCUACAUGGAGAUGCAGGUCUUCUUCUCCACGGGCGAAGCGGACAGCGGCGAGCGCUCGUCAGAGGCCGCCCGCCAGCGUCUCGAGGCCUUCCAGACCCAGCUCGUCAAGCAGCACCACGCCAAGAAGCUUGGGCGCAGCGGACGGCGCGCCCUAGAGAUGUUUAUGCACAUCAACCUCGCGGUGUUGCAGAAUCUAAAGUUCCAGGAGAUCAACGGCAUGGCGCUGAACAAGAUUCUGAAGAAGUUCGAUAAGCAGACCGCCCUGCACGCCCGAUCCGCGUUCACCAUGACCGAACCCUUCUCUGCACAGAGCCUGUCCAAGUCCGUCUGCCAGGCGAUCUCGGAGCAGAUUCUGGUCGUGGUGCCGCAGCUGGACGACUACCUCUGCCCCGUCUGCUUCACCAUCUCCUUCAAGCCGGUCAGGCUCAAGUGCUCGCACGUCUUCUGCAUCCGGUGUCUGGUCAUCAUGCAGCGCGCGCAGCAGAACCACUGUCCCAUGUGCCGCGCAGAGGUCGUCAUGGAGGCAACAAGCAAAAACCUGGACCACAAGCUGCUUACCUUCCUGCAGUCAUCCUUCCCCAAGGAAACCAAGGUCAAGCAGAGGGAGAACGAGCGCGCCGCGAUGGUCGACGUCUAUGGCGAGCCUGCCGAGGCAUGCAGCAUGAUGACUGGCCGCAGGUUCCACCGGGAAAUCCACAUCGAAGCCAAGAGCCAGACUAUUUAUGCAUAA